Dracunculus medinensis (Guinea worm) is the source of this 1107-nucleotide messenger RNA. The record is from the annotation of a GenBank genome assembly. Lineage: Eukaryota; Metazoa; Nematoda; Chromadorea; Rhabditida; Dracunculidae.
AUGGGUCAACAUAGCGACAACGGAAUGUUUCAAAAAUAUACGGAAAUUGACAUGAAGAAUUUCCGUCGUUUAGCAUUUUCUGCAGUUGCUCUUAGCACUGUAACGAUGCUUUCUUGCAUUAUUUUUGCACCAUUAUCAUAUCAAUAUGUUCAACGACUACAAAGUAAUGUGUUGAAUGACAUGGAUUUUUGCAAGAGUCGUAAUCGAGACCUCUGGUAUGAAGUUAUCGCUGUUCAACUUGCAAAAGGGCAAAAUGAUAAAGCGAAAAGAACAAUAGAAUAUGCAAAUAUAAAUAGUCCACGGUUAUUUGCUGAGCUCAUACAAAAACACAUUAACCACAGACAAAGUUCAAAAGCACUUUAUCAUCGACAAAGGCGCGACACCGACAGUUUUGAAACCGAUGAGGAGAAUAAUGUCACUGGCCAUGAGACUGAUCAUGAUCGCCCUAAGGCGACUGAUGAUGCUAUAAAUGAAAUUCGAAAACCCACAACAAUAUCGGGAAAAUAUAAGAAACUAUGCUGUAGCUGCACAAUCGGUCCCCCUGGACUGCCUGGUGAGCCUGGCAUUGAUGGAGAAAACGGAAAAGAUGGGAAGCCUGGACUUAAUGGAACUCCUGGAAGAGAUGCCGAUCUGCGAUCACCAAUAAAACUUUGUAUUCAAGAAUGCCCGCCAGGGCCACCAGGUCCAGCAGGACAACCAGGAGACAAGGGGCCUAGAGGAUAUUCAGGUGAAACAGGAGAACCCGGGCCACCUGGAGUUCCUGGAGAAAAUGGACCACCAGGAAUUCAGGGGUCACCUGGUCUUGUUGGCUUACCUGGAUGGCCUGGAAACAUAGGAGAACCUGGCAAACGCAUUCUUGGUAUUGCCCCACCUGGUCCUCCUGGCCGACCUGGUAUUAUGGGUCCUAUGGGACCACGUGGUUUGCCUGGAACAGAUGGUAAAACAGGGAAAAAGGGACCACCUGGACGAAGAGGAGAUGAUGGCAGCAAAGGACCUUAUGGCAAACCUGGCGUUACAGGCGCAGUAGGUGCUGAUGGACCGCCAGGUGAGCCUGGAAGUUGCGAUCAUUGUCCAACCCCGAGAUUACCGCCUGGUUAUCGUACUUAG